AUGACAACCGAAGUUAACUUUAGUGAUCUUGCAGAGAAAUCCGGUCAAUUGGUUAACCGAUUCCAAUCGACAUUUCAAGGUUUCAAUAUAAACAGAUCACUCAAAGAGAUCGGUGAAUACUCAAAACAACUCAAUGAUAUCACCAGUUCAAAGUCAACUUUAUAUAAUGAUUCAUAUCAAAAAGCAAUUAAUAAAUAUAAUAUUGAACCAAAUGUAAUUGGAGAAUCAUUGUCUAAUAUUACACCAUCUUCAUUCAUUGAGGUGGAGCAGGUUCCUACAGAUAUCGAUCAGUUCUUAAAGGGAGAGUUUGAAUCGAUGAUCAUGAACACCAUCCAUGAAGUACAGAAAAAGACAACACGUGAAUUCAAUGAGAAUUACCAGCGUGCGUCUCUCGUAGAGUGGAGCAAAGACAAGAAGCAGCUGGAGGAGACUCUUGGACAACGUUUUAUCAAGGUUCACAAGCAAUAUCCUUUAGAACAACAGCAACAAUCAUUGAUGCUAUCGAAUCGUUCCACUGCAUCGCCAAUGCUCCAACUUACAUCUUCACAGCAACAGUACCAUCAAUAUGGAUCAGGAACAAGUAGUAUGUUCAUGUCGAAUGCUGGUGGAUUCAACAACAACAACAACAACAGCAGUGUAAAUGGUCAGCUGAUGAUGUCUACACGUGGCAAUGUAGAAGAUCGUACUCGUCUAUCCAACAAGAUGCGUGCAUAUGCCGAGGUUGUCUAUGAGUAUCUCUUGUCAGAGAGAUCAGUAGAGAGUGGUAGCAGUUAUCCGCUAGUUGAGAAUCUAAUGAAUGCACAGUUGGCAGAGGUAACAAAGUAUCGUCAGGUAAUAGAGGAUGUCUGGAUACUCAUUGAUAAACAAAGUUCAUUGUCGUCGUCGUCGUCUUCGUCAAAGAGUGGAUCAUCAUCAUCAUCAUUGUCCGAUGACAAGACAAUGCAAUUGGUAAAGAGAUCGAUUCAAUUUCUCGAAGAACAGUUUGUUAAUACCAUUAAGAUAUCAAACGUACAGAAGCCACCUAUCGACACACCAGAAGACAACUUCCGUAACUGUUCGGUUUGGUCUAUCAUUUACUACUCACUCCGUUCCGGUUACUAUCAAGUAAUCAUUGACAUUUCUCAACAACUACCAAUUAGAUAUCGUGAAUUAAUUAGAAACAUAACAAUACAUCGUAAAGAUGAUCUUAAAUGUCCACAAGAAAUAUUGAAUAAAAUGACACAGGAAUAUAGAAUCAUUAGAAAUGAAAGUAAAGAUUACUUUAAGAUUGCAGUAUUCAAUAUACUUUCGGCUGCUGAUGCCACCAAUGUACAUUCCAAUAAAAUACUAUUCCCAUUCAUUCAGGAUUUAAUUUGGUGGAGACUUUCUUUUAUUAGAUUACAAACAUAUUCAUUACAAACAUUACAAGUUGCAAUUAAUGAAACAACAUCACAAAUUCAAUUCGAUCCAUUUGUUUUGUUCCAGAUUCAUUUGUUGACCUGUCAAUUCGAGUUGGGUAUUGCACAUUUGUCGUUGACCAACCAGGAGGAUGCUCUUCACUAUGCAUUGGCACUGAAUCAAUCCGGUUUGAUUCGUAAGCCACGUCCAGAGCAAACGGUGAUCGAUAGCGUCGAUAUCUACAACCCAGCGAGUGGUGCUCUUAACCUCGUCGCCAUGAUCCGUCAAUACAUAAAGACAUUCUCAACAGAGACAGACAAUGUCGAAGCACUACAUUACUACUUGCUCAUUGAAGACGAACAAAUUCAGACACUGUGCAUCUCUGACUUGAUAGUGACAUCCACCGGAGACACAGAGUUUGCACGCUACCUUCUCAAAGUACCAGAGUUUAUCAAACGUGACCAAUGGCGUCGUAUCAUCGAGCAGACAGCUCUCACCUUUGAAUUCAAAGGUAACUUCCAAUCAUCCAUUGCCUACUGGUUGUUAAUCGAAGAGUACGCACGUGUUCUCGAGCUAUACAACAACAGAAUGUCAUCUCUUAUCACAACCAAUUCAACUGAGAAAGAACAAUUGUAUUUGUUUGGUAUGGAGUUAUUCAAUGAUAAACAAUUGCAGAUAAAGAUUAGUAAGUCAGAGAAACAAGCAUAUUUGGCAUUCGAACAGUUGUUACAGUUGUGUCAGUUCUUUGAUUUGUAUAAUAACCAAAAGUAUCAGGAUGCUCUCGACCUGCAAGACAAGAUCGGUUUAACACCACGUACAGAGCGUGACGUUGAACCGUGUGUUGAGAACUACCGAUUCCUAAGUCCACAUGUCACACGUAACUUCUCAUCGAUCAUUCAAGUCACCAUUGACAUUAUCAUGCGACUCUACGAACUAGUUGCAUUACCCGGUGGUUCUUCCAGUGCAUUUAUGGCACCAGCUACCUCACAACUCUAUGCAGGUCGUCAACAAACAUUGCUCAACCUCCAAGAGAGAUCUCAAGCACUCACCCUAUUCGCUGGUAAGAUUGAUUUCCCAAUGUCAGGAAACACCUUAACCAAACUUAUGAACUUUAUGAUAAAUGUCAAAAAAUAA
Molecule: messenger RNA, 2511 nt
Organism: Heterostelium album PN500
Lineage: Eukaryota; Evosea; Eumycetozoa; Acytosteliales; Acytosteliaceae
Gene: nup93
Product: nucleoporin 93
Exons: 6
Coding region: 1-2511 (836 amino acids)
Biological process (GO): poly(A)+ mRNA export from nucleus; protein import into nucleus
Cellular component (GO): nuclear pore
Molecular function (GO): structural constituent of nuclear pore
Source: RefSeq, a predicted model, not a curated record